Messenger RNA from Volvox carteri f. nagariensis, 2123 nucleotides. RefSeq lists its product as uncharacterized. Gene Ontology annotation, biological process: protein dephosphorylation. The transcript is spliced from 7 exons. Bases 1 to 1674 code for a protein of 557 amino acids. NCBI's taxonomy places the organism in Eukaryota, Viridiplantae, Chlorophyta, Chlorophyceae, Chlamydomonadales, Volvocaceae. Gene Ontology annotation, cellular component: nucleus; cytosol. The record is from RefSeq and is a predicted model, not a curated record. Gene Ontology annotation, molecular function: protein serine/threonine phosphatase activity.
AUGAGCCGACAAAAUCAGCGCUAUCAGAGUCCAUUUGGUGCAGGCAGGCCCUCAAUUUUUGCCAAUACAAAACUCAGCGGCGGUCGGGUGACCAACGACCCAAACACCCCCACCACAAACUCCAACGUCGCUACGGCACCCGGUCAGCCUGCGGGUCGCCCCUCGGCCCAGACACCUAGUCGCACCCACGGCCAGCUCUCCCCCAAGCUCUCCGCCACCUUCAAUCCCAUAACCAAUAACAACACCCUCGCCCGCAAGAACAGCGGCAACGGCAACCACCUGGCCAUGAACAACACGGCCCCCGCCGGUACCCUUGCCGGUAUAGCCCGCUUGGUCGCGUCCGCUGUCGGCAGCAACGGCACUGUCAGCGGCGGGUCCGCUGGCCUCUCCGUUAUCGGCGCCGCCACCCGCGGCGGCCCUGGCGGCGGCUUGGCCGCCACCCUCCCGGCCGGCCGCGCCUCCAACGGCCCCCUUAACGGCGUCGCCGCGGCCAGCGGCACUGCCAACGCAUCCCGCCCGCCGACUGGCAACGGCCUGACGGCGGCAAGUCGUACAGCAUCCUCCGUACCAGGCUUGGCUUUUUCCGUCGGUUCUAAUCAGUCUAUGGGCAGUCGAAGCUACCAAGAGGACUACCGCGCUAUCUGUGACGCCAGCUCUACACCAGGGCUCAACAACCUACCCAACAUGCUGCUUGGCGUUGCGGUGUACGACGGCCACGGCGGCAAACAAGUUUCCCACUGGCUCGCGUCGUCGUACUGCUUGCUCAAUCGCGCCAUGGAAGCCGUACAGCAGCUCAUAUCCAACGGCGACAGUCCGACUGACGUGGCUGCCGUACUGGAGGAUGUGUUCAUAACCUGCGGGAACGCAGCCAUUGCCUCGCGAAUGACGGCGGGGUCGUGCGUCGCAAUGGCGUUGCUCGUCCAGCAGGCGGGUGUCCCGUGGGUCUUAUCAGCCAACGUGGGCGACAGCCGUACAGUCAUUGUUAGUUGGGACGAGCACGAGGCUGGCGGGCGGCCCGAGGCGAUGCAACUGUCCGUUGACCAUAAACUGGGGCCCGCGAAGACGAGCGAGGAGACGAGACGUGUUCAGGCCGCCGGCGGCACUGUCAUCCAACUGUUUGGUACCUGGCGCAUCGACGGCAGUUUGGCGGUGGCGCGUGCCAUUGGCGACAGCGAGUUCUCCCGCUAUGUAUCCUGUCGUCCAACGGUCAACUGUCGGCAGUUGAUGCGACGGGACCGUUGGCUGGUGAUUGCCUCGGACGGGCUGUGGUACGCAGCGAAGCUCUGCGAAGCUAAGCGCAGCAUCAAAGCCACAGCGUACUGGUCCAUCUUCGACGUGUUGCUCGUAAAAGGCGUUGUGAACCUCGUCUGCACCGUUUGCAACAAGUCCUAUAGCGCGAAGAACCCGUCAGCUGUCUGCCCGGAUCACUAUGCGAAGCACCAGAAGGACGUCGCCAGCGCGGACGUGAUGACUAACGACGAAGUGGCCAUGUUUUGUAAGGCCCAACAGCAGCUCACAGCGGCCAAGCUGUCAGAGGCGCUCGUACGGGAGGCCGUACGCAAUCGUGGCUCUGGCGACAACACCACCGUUAUCGCCGUGUACUUGUUACAUAAAUCUGCGGGGACAGCGCACGCGCUGUACUUGAUGGCAUUCCUCACGCGCUGUGCGGAGUAGCGACGGGGUGUCUGUCUGUCUGUCUGUCUGUCCUGUUUGCCUACUUUUGUGUAUAUGUUGCUUACCUUCCGGACGAGUUGGCUUCUUUCCGGAUCUGAAAAGCUUUUGGCUUUGUUCGGGAUCUUGCAGUGCAAUGCAACAGAGUCUUGGGGUAGGACGUUGAAGUAAAUUAUUAGACGGCCCCACCGUCGAUGCGGCGUAUGCCGUGCCGCCAGUUAUGAAUUUCGCUCAGAGCAGAGUAUCCCAGCUGAGUUGCAAGCAGCAACAACAGCAGCAGCCUCUUGGCGGGAGAGCAGCGUAGCAACGACCACCGUGUUUGGAAGCUUCUCGGAACAUAGCCAAUUUCGAAUCCAUCGAGGGUGGUCCCAAGUAACGGGCUGGGAAACGAGGUAUAUGCAUGUUGUCCUUGCCUGCCCAGAGGUGUGUGUAUGUGUAAUAGUAAUGAACCG